AUAGAGAACACGACGAACCGGCAAGUGACUUUCUCAAAGAGGAGAAACGGGCUCAUCAAGAAAGCUUACGAGCUCUCUGUUCUCUGCGAUGUCGAUGUUGCCCUCAUCUUGUUUUCCCCUUCCGGCAGGCUCACCUUCUUCUCCGGCCCCAAUAAUAUUGAAGAUAUUCUGAGCCGAUACGUCAACCUCGCCGAGAAGGAACGAGGACGGCUGAAUAAGUUUGAGUUGUUGCAAAACGCUGUUGCCAAGUUGCAGGCUGAAAGCGACCAUCACGCUGCUUGCUUCCCAGGUGGCGGCGGCGCAGGACCAAGUGGCUUCUCAGAUGCUUCUGACAGCCAGCUCCAGGAGUUUGAACGAGUUGGUAGAUUAAGAGACGAGAUUGAGGCCCUGCAGAGACAACUAAGGAUAUUUGAGGGCGAUGUUUCUCAAAUAAUGACAACGGGUGAGGCUGAUUACCAAGAACAAAUGCUCUAUCAGACAUUACAACGUGUCCUCAACCGUAAGCAAGUUUUGGAGAUGAAGUUGGUCGCUGCUGGUUCAAUGUCCUUUUCGCAGGUUCAGGUACCUCCUCUUGAUCAUGAUGCAAAUGGCCUCGUGAUCACCGCCAACGAAUUGCCUCCGACUGUCUUGGAAAGGACUCCUCACUAUCAUGAUCCACAAAACCAAGUCCUAGACUUCCAGAAUUCCAAUGUCCUUCUCCCAGACAGAAGGCAGCUGGCACCAAUCCCUCCGGUUCAUAUCGAAGAUCUGCUCUCACAGGCUGUUGAGGAAAUGCCAGGGCACAGGACGUGGGAGGAGCUGCUGCUGUUGAGCAGUAUGGAUAAUCUCAACUGAAUGAGCAUAUUGUGCAGUAAGCAUUUGUGCUCACAGAACAUGGUGAAUCUGACCAUGUGAGGUAGAGAGAGAAAGAGAGUGGGCUGGGAAACAAGAGAGUGGGGAGUGAGGAUGAGAGAGAAUGGAUUCAUGGAACUAGGAAGUUUGAGUAAUAUGGGGCAGCAAAGAUAGGAAGUUCAAUGAUGAG
Molecule: messenger RNA, 1021 nt
Organism: Linum tenue
Lineage: Eukaryota; Viridiplantae; Streptophyta; Magnoliopsida; Malpighiales; Linaceae
Source: the annotation of a GenBank genome assembly